AUGUUUUCUUAUUUUCUUCUUUUUCAUAUUUCUUUGUUCUUUUUCUUUUCAUUAAAUUUUUCUUCUUCGUUUCUUCUUCUUCUUCGUCUUCUCAUUCCCUUUUUCUUCUCUUUCGUGUGUUUCCAUCAUUACAAAUCACCAGUUUUCUUUUUAUUCUUUUAUUCUUUUUACUCUUUUUAUUCUUACAUUUUUUCUUAUUUUUUCUUCUUUUAUCUUUUAAUCUGUUAUUCUUUCAUUCUUUUAUUCUGUCCAUUCUUUUAUUCUUUAUUUCUUUUAUUAUUUUCAUUCCUUCGUUCUUUUCAUUCUAUAUUCAUUAUACUCUUAUAUUCUUUUAUUCUUUCUUUCUUUUAUUCUUUCAUUCUUUUAUUCUGUCCAUUCUUUUAUUCUUUAUUUCUUUUAUUAUUUUCAUUCCUUCGUUCUUUUCAUUCUAUAUUCAUUAUACUCUUAUAUUCUUUUAUUCUUUUUUUUCUUUUAUUCUUUCAUUCUUUUAUUCUUUUUAUUUUAUUCUUUUCAUUCUUUUAUUCAUUAUACUCUUCUAUUCUUUCAUUCAUUUUUUGUAUUUAUUCUUUUAUUCGUUUAUUCUUUUUAUUCUUUUAUUCAAUUUACUCUUUUAUUCUUUCAUUCUUUUAUUCUUUUUACUUAUUUUAUUCUUUUCGUUCUUUUAUUCGUUUUACUCUUUUCAUUCUUUUUAUUCUUUCAUUCUUUUAUUCCUUUCCUUCUUUUAUUCCUUUCAUUCUUUUAAUCAUUUUACUCUUUCAUUCUUUCAUUCUUCAUUCUUUUAUUCUUUAA
This is a messenger RNA of Acanthosepion pharaonis, 789 nucleotides long. The record is from the annotation of a GenBank genome assembly. NCBI's taxonomy places the organism in Eukaryota, Metazoa, Mollusca, Cephalopoda, Sepiida, Sepiidae.